UGCUACCUGUUAUUUCUGCAACAAGAUGGCUGUCGUUCCCGAGAGCAGAGUCCUCACUUUCAGCGUUUUUAAGUGGAGCUCUUACUCCUCUACGUAUUUACCUGAGAAUAUCUUGGUGGAUAAACCUAACGAUCAGUCUUCCAGGUGGUCUUCUGAGAGCAACUACCCUCCACAGUUUUUAAUCUUGAAGUUGGAAAGGCCGGCGAUCGUUCAGAGCAUCACCUUUGGGAAGUAUGAGAAGACUCAUGUCUGCAACCUGAAGAAGUUCAAAGUGUUUGGUGGGAUGAGUGAAGAGAACAUGACAGAGCUUUUGUCCAGCGGCCUUAAGAACGACUACAACAAGGAGACAUUCACGUUAAAACACAAGAUUGACGAGCAGAUGUUUCCCUGCAGAUUUGUCAAAAUAGUGCCUCUGAUGUCCUGGGGUCCGAGUUUUAACUUCAGCAUCUGGUACGUUGAACUGCAUGGCAUUGAAGACCCCGACGUGGUGCAACCCUGCCUUAACUGGUACAGCAAGUACAGAGAACAGGAAGCCAUCCGCCUUUGCCUCAAGCACUUCCGGCAACACAACUACACAGAGGCCUUUGAGUCACUGCAGAAGAAGACUCGGAUAGCGCUGGAGCACCCCAUGCUCACCCACCUUCACGACCGUCUGGUGCUGCAGGGAGACUUCGAUGCCUGCGAGGAGCUCAUAGAUAAAGCUGUGAGAGAUGGUUUGUUUAACCAGUAUAUCAGCCAGCAGGAGUACAAGCCCAGAUGGAGUCAGAUCAUCCCAAAAUGCAACAAAGGUACAAGCAGCCAGGAAAUCAGCCGAGACGACACAAACAGUGACGGCGAUGACAACAGGCCAGGAAUGAGGGGGGGACAUCAAAUGGUGAUUGACGUCCAGACUGAGACUGUGUACCUGUUCGGGGGCUGGGACGGCACGCAGGAUCUGGCGGACUUCUGGGCUUACAGUGUUCAGGAGAACCAGUGGGCGUGCAUCUCCAGAGACACCGAAAAAGAGAGCGGUCCAAGUGCUCGAUCGUGCCACAAGAUGUGCAUCGACUCGCAGCGACGCCAGAUCUACACACUGGGCCGUUAUCUGGACUCCAGCGUCAGGAACAGCAAGUCUCUGAAAAGUGACUUCUACCGUUACGAUAUCGAUGCCAACACCUGGACGCUACUCAGCGAAGACACGUCGGCUGACGGAGGACCAAAGUUGGUGUUUGACCACCAGAUGUGCAUGGACUCAGAAAAGCACAUGAUCUACACGUUUGGAGGUCGCAUCCUGACAUGUAACGGCAGUGUUGAGGACAGCCGGACGUCUGAGCCACAGUUCAGCGGCUUGUACGCUUAUCACUGUCAAGCAGGGAUAUGGAGCCUCCUGCGGGAGGAUUCGUGUAACGCCGGGCCAGAGGACGUUCAGUCUCGGAUCGGACAUUGCAUGCUCUUCCACACUAGAAACCGCUGUCUGUAUGUGUUCGGGGGUCAGAGGUCAAAAACGUAUCUCAACGAUUUCUUCAGUUAUGAUGUGGAUGGAGAUCACGUAGAGAUCAUAUCUGAUGGCACCAAGAAAGACUCGGGGAUGGUUCCUAUGACGGGCUUCACCCAGAGAGCCACCAUCGACCCUGAGCUCAACGAGAUCCACGUCCUCUCGGGCCUCAGCAAAGACAAGGACAAGCGUGAGGAGAACGUACGCAACUCCUUCUGGAUCUACGACAUAGCCCGCAAUAACUGGUCGUGUGUUUAUAAGAACGAUCAAGCAGUGAAAGAAAACCCAAGCAAGACUCUGCAGGAGGAGGAGCCAUGUCCACGCUUCGCACACCAGCUGGUCUACGACGAGAUGCACAAAGUGCAUUACCUGUUUGGUGGAAACCCCGGGAAGUCUUGUUCUCCUAAGAUGCGACUUGAUGACUUCUGGUCCCUCAAACUGUGUCGGCCCUCCAAGGAGUACCUGCUGCGUCACUGCAGAUACCUCAUCAGGAAAUACAGGUUCGAGGAGAAAGCCCAGUCAGAGCCACUGAGUGCACUGAAGUACCUGCAGAACGACCUGUCUCUUACUGUGGACCACACAGACCCUGAUGAGACCAAAGAGUUCCAGCUCCUGCCAUCAGCGCUCUUCAAGUCCAGUUCUGACUUCAUCCCUCUGGGUUUCUCCGAUGUCGACCAGACGUACGCUCAGCGGACGCAGCUCUUCGACACGCUCGUCAACUUCUUCCCGGACAGCAUGACCCCGCCUAAGGGCAACCUGGUAGACCUCAUCACCCUCUAGCCCCUCUGACACCUCACCCUCCCUGGUUGAACACCCACCUUGCACACACAAUGUGAGACAGAGACCAGUUAUUUUUGUAGUAUUUAAUCCCACUGGUUGGAUUACGACUUCACCCGCCUCCACCACACCGACACGCUCGUGUCACCGGCUGCGUCAUUGUGACGUUCGAGGGUCACGUGGAAAACGCAAAGCGACGUUGUGUGAGAUGGAUACCAAUAAAUUCCUCCUGCUCAUGAUUGGUCAGAGCCCAUAAACCCUCACCUCUAAACUCUGCCAAAAAAUAGCUUGUUUUUCAUCGUAACUACAUUUUUCUUCUCUGAAAAGUCGAAGCCAAAAAAAAGAGGAUGUUGCACAUUUGUUUUUUUUUUCCCAUUGACUUCACCUUUUUUUUUUUUUUUUAAAUAAAAUAAAAAGUCCUGGUUUUUUGCACAUAAAGCUCCGCAGAGUCGACGACAGGCGUCCACCCACAUUUUUUUAGAGAAGAUAAGUUGAGUUUACUAAUGUUGAAGCCAGCUGUUGACAGUUAAAUUUAUGUAUUUAUUUAAAGACGUCACAGUUUCUCAUCUUUUUUUUUUUUUUUUUUCUUCUUCUUUUGAAAGCAUCCCUAACGAAAAGCUUUUUGGACAUUUCCUCUUCCAUUUUGCUUUUGUUUUAUUUGGUUCUCUUGCUGCUCUGCAACACACACACCCUGUUGGUGAUCUUGACAGCUACACAGAUGCAAAAAAGAAAAAAAAAAGAAAAAUACAAUUUUAGUAGUAUUAGAGAGUGCUAUGAGAUAAAGUUUAAUAUAUAUCUAAAAAUAAAUUUGUACUUGUUUUAGUUUUUAUCCCUGCAGCAAGGCAAAGUUGAAUUUCCCUCAGUAAUUAUUGGAUUGUACUUUAAGUGGUUAAAUUGUGUACAGAUUAUGUAAAUAUACAUAUAAGAACCCCCCCAAGUUUCCUGGAUUGAGUGUGUUCUGGGCUGGAACGUGGUCUUUUCCAUCCUGCUUUUAUUCCAGGCUCUAUCACCGGUUACGAUUAAAACAGCCUGUGUGGGUGCGUCAGCAGGAAAGUCUACAAAGUGGCUCCUCCUGUGUGAUGAAUUACACAUAAUUAAUUCUCCUUCAAAUGUCCACCUGGUUGUUCAGUCUGGUGGUGUUUUAUCAUGUCCACCAAUAAAAUGUAAUCAUAAACAGGAGGCUGCAUUUAAAUACAAAUUUUUAUUUUUAAGUCUCACUUUUCUCAUUUAGAAAAUCUUGUUGAAUAGAUAAAAUCUCAUCAUAUCUUUUGAAAUUAAUCGUUUUUUUGUUAUCGGACUCAUCAGUCUCACUCUUCAAGGAAUAUUUUCUUAAAACUUUCUGAUCCACGACAUUUUUUUUCUUUCAGACAAGUUGGCCUCUGUUUACAAACAUGUAAAUGAGUUUUUGCUUAAUAUUUUAUUAAUUUAAUGAAAUUCUGUAAACCGACUUGGCUCCAGUUGAAUUCUGGAUAAUUCUUGCCAUCCAUUAGGACAUCGAUUUUUAAAAGGAUAUAAAAUAAUGACUGAGGUGACACUUGCCCGUAUAUCUUUAAUAAAACUACUUAACUAAUUCCUUGAAGAGACGUAAUAACUGCAAAUUUUUGCAGUGAGUGAAUUUAUUCCAUCUAUUUAUUCCUUAUUUCCACAUGUGUAUUUGUGAGUCAACCAAAAGACAUGCUAAACUCCACCUUCAGUUUAGGAAUUAACCUUCAAAUAUAUACAUAUAUACAUUUUUACAGUGGAUUUCACAGAGAAGCCACAUGUUGCCCCCAGAGGUUUGACUGUAAAGCUAAUAGCUUGUUAGCCUGGUUGGUAUUCAGUCAUCAAACUAACCGCUGCUUUUGAACAGUCAAGUGAAAACUCAGUUGUUUUUAGCCAUCACUGCUAAUGCAAUACUGAGAAGCUUUUUAAUCUUUUUUACCUUGAUGUGAUUGACACCAAGAGGUUAAAGAAUGGUCGAUUUGACAAGAAAACAAAACAUGGCCGUGUUAAUUAUGUGACUUGUUGGGAACUUUUAAAGAUUGAGUGCCUAAUGUUCACGGUUGCUUGUAUACACAUUAAAUUACUACUAGUCCAGUUUAAAUGCAGGAUCUUAUUGGAGUUUUGGAGGUUUAAAACUUGGAAAAUUGCAACUACACUCAUAAACUUGACCUUUAGUCGUGUUUCCACCGUAAAUUCCCAGGAAAUUCUAACCAUCUAAGAUACAAACCUUGUUUGUGUUUUUAUCUGUUCAUUCGUCCCUUUGAUUUAAUAUUAAUACAAGUAUUUGUGCAGAUUUAAGACUUGUACUUAAGUCUACACAAAUAUUCUUAUCAAGUCAACCCCUUCUCUUAUCUAUUAGCUUAGCAGUUCUACUUAUUGGCAUGGAUGGAGUUUUCCCAAUGUUUGUGGAAAAAAACCUGAAGGAUACAUGUAUAUAAAAAGCAUGAUGAAAGAAGCAGACUGAUUCACAUAGAUAACAUGGGCCCGCCACUUGGAUAUGCUGCAUAAUAAGAUGACUUGUUUUCCAUGAAAAGUAUCCUGGGAAUAAAACGUGAUCCAGCCGUUAAUGCUUACACUGAACCGCAAUAACAUCAGUGUGGCUAACAGAAGCCACCUUUAGCUACUGAGCAAAACUGAUACACAAAGACUUCAAAACUGAACGUAUUCUAAGACAAAGAAUGUUUGUAGUUUAAAAACAGUAGUUUAGUGUGUUUUCUGUGUAAUGGCUAGUUUAAACUCGGUCUGGUUUUGCUGAGAAGCUUGAUGCUUCACACUGUGAGGCUAAAGCUAGCAGUUUGUCAGUGAGGAACAGCUAGCUUAGCGUAGCCUAGCUUAACUAGUUGCAUCUGUUAAACUGACUGUUGGCAGGUUGAAAUCUCAGCUGCUUGCCUGGUGAAGUUAUUGGCCCUUAUUUUUCAUUUUAAGACUUUGGCAUUUGCACACGAGCCUUGAGAAGAGACUGUUGCCGCUAUCCCCCACGAUGCAAUGCUUCAUAUGUAGCAGACGGAGAUAAAAGAAAUCUGAUCUGAACAUUUUUACUUCUGUCUUAAAGGACAUCACAUGGGUUGUAGCAAAUAGGCUGAAACAAGAAAGACUAAACUCGUAGAAUCUGUCUCCAGUAAACUCAGCCUCCUCUUCCACUUCUUCUUUUGGUCUUAAUUAUUAGAUUUAUUUUACAUUAAGUGAACUAGUGUGUGGAAGGUCUCAUUCAGACUGUUUACUGUGAUAACUUUAAAGAGUAGAAUCCAUUAAUAUUUUCAUUAAUAUUUCAGAAAGAUUAAGCAUGAGCACAGCUGCUUCCAGACAUUUAAUUCCCUGAAGUUGCUAAUUGAGGAAAGUUAGUUUAUUUCUGAUCUUUGGUGGUUUUGUUGAAAGGCAGCAUGCAUCUGUUUAUACUUACACCCCCCAUAUUUUUCUUAUAUUGAUUAAAUAGAAAUGAAUUAUUAAAAGGAGCUCACUUUAGCAAAAUAUAUAUAAUAAAAAAAACAUUUUAAGAAAAAAAACUUAAAUGUUUAAGACUCAAACACCACAUUUGCUGAAGAAGAAAGCUGUUAUAGAGGAUAUAUUUCCAAGCACCUUUUGUAAAAAAAUAUAAAAACAAAUGGGGAAAAAAGACACACAAUGCCAAAUACUACUUUUCUUUUCAAUAUUUUAGAGUAAAUAUUCUCCACAUGACAUUUGAUGUGUGAUAAGUUAUUCCUCUGUCUCUUUAUUUUCAUCCUGACCUUCUCUCAAGUUCCUGGGUGGGUCUCAGGAGUUUUAAAGGCUGGUACUCUCAGAUCAAUGAGCACUACUCUGUGGAUACAGUGAAUGUGUAGAAAACCUUGUAGUAUUGCAUUGUAUGUAAUGUAUAUAAUGAAUAAAGAUUGUAUUUUGUU
This is a messenger RNA of Melanotaenia boesemani (Boeseman's rainbowfish), 6111 nucleotides long. RefSeq names its product muskelin 1, intracellular mediator containing kelch motifs (gene mkln1). The coding region runs from base 26 to 2254 and encodes 742 amino acids. NCBI's taxonomy places the organism in Eukaryota, Metazoa, Chordata, Actinopteri, Atheriniformes, Melanotaeniidae. The record is from RefSeq and is a predicted model, not a curated record. Gene Ontology annotation, cellular component: cytoplasm. The transcript is spliced from 18 exons. Gene Ontology annotation, molecular function: protein binding.